AUGAACCAGCAACUGAAGAAACCGGCAAAGACGAGACUCCAGAAAGGCCUGGGUGGAAGAGCCCCCAGUGGGGCUAAGCCCAGGCAAGACAAGGCAAGCCAAGACCUGCAGGCGGAAAUAGAACCUGUCAGUGCGGUGUGGGCCUUAUGUGAUGGCUAUGUGUGCUAUGAGCCUGGCCCUCAGGCUCUCGGAGAGGAUGAUUUCUCGUACUGUUACGUAGAAUGCAUCAUAAGGGGUGAGUUUUCUCAACCCAUCCUGGAAGAGGACUCACGUUUUGAGUCCUUGGAAUACCUAAAGAAAGGAUCAGAACAAGAGCUUUCUCAAAAAGUUCUCGAAGCAAGCACCCUUCUUGAAUGUUCUUUGGAAUACAUGAAAAAAGGGGCAAAGAAAGAGCUUCCUCAAAAGAUGGUUGGAGAGAAUUCGCUUGAGUAUUCUGAGUACAUGGCAGGCAAGAAGCUUCCGCCUGGAGGAAUACCUGGCAUUGACUUAUCAGAUCCUAAACAGCUCGCAGAAUUUGCUAGAAAGAAGCCCCCCAUAAAUAAACAAUAUGACAGUCUGAGCGCAAUCGCUUGUCCUCAGAGUGGAUGCACGAAGAAGUUGAGGAAUAGAGCUGCCCUGAGAAAGCAUCUCCUAAUUCAUGGUCCCCGAGACCACAUCUGUGCGGAAUGUGGGAAAGCUUUCUUUGAGAGCUCAAAACUAAAAAGACAUUUCCUGGUUCAUACUGGAGAGAAGCCGUUUCAGUGCACUUUUGAAGGGUGCGGAAAGCGCUUCUCUCUGGACUUUAAUUUGCGUACACAUGUACGCAUCCACACGGGGGAGAAACGUUUUGUAUGCCCCUUUCAAGGCUGUAACAGGAGGUUUAUUCAGUCAAAUAACCUGAAAGCCCACAUCCUAACGCAUGCAAAUGCGAACAAGAAUGAACAAGAUGGAAAGUAG
Messenger RNA from Pongo pygmaeus (Bornean orangutan), 936 nucleotides. Its product is annotated as zinc finger protein 42 homolog. The coding region runs from base 1 to 936 and encodes 311 amino acids. NCBI's taxonomy places the organism in Eukaryota, Metazoa, Chordata, Mammalia, Primates, Hominidae. Gene Ontology annotation, biological process: regulation of transcription by RNA polymerase II. The record is from RefSeq and is a predicted model, not a curated record. The transcript has a single exon. Gene Ontology annotation, molecular function: DNA-binding transcription factor activity, RNA polymerase II-specific; RNA polymerase II cis-regulatory region sequence-specific DNA binding. Gene Ontology annotation, cellular component: chromatin; transcription regulator complex; PcG protein complex.